UUGUUUUUUUUGUUUCCAGCAGUGUGUGUUUCACUAUGGGGAAGGGAUAAACAAACAGAGCGCAAUGGGUAGGAAAGCAGCAGUAACGGUGAACACAUCUCCGUUGGUGACUAAUACUAGUUAGAAAUAGAAACAGUGGCUUGUUAUAGGUUUCAGCAGGGUGUGCUCUCGUUAUUUAAACGGAUGCUGUCAGGGCGGAUGGCGAUGAAAAGAGCGAAAAUAGUUUGCUUGUUCACACUGAACACCUCAGUUGUAGCAGGCAGCCGGUGAUACAGGCUAGCCGUUAUUGAAGUCCGGACCUUUCUUCUCUCUUUGACGGGUUUUCGUGGCUAAAAAUGGAAAGAGGAAAACACUAACCCAGCGACAAUUAGCUUAUCAUAACACACUUUUUUUUUUCUUCAUUCAGUCAGCUUUAUUUCGGUCGUCAAAAAUGUUGACAGGAUCUAAAACCACGUUCAAAGUGCGACAAAUGCUCCCAGAUAUCAAGGAGAGGAUGCUGAGUCAGAGUGGGGUGAACGCAAGGAGUCGAGAUGUGUUUGGGCUACGCUGCCUACCAGGUGAGUGUGUACUUCAGAGAGCUGUUAUGGUGAGGAAGAAGUUGACUGCCAGGGAAGGACGAGGUUGGCUGUCUGGGACCCUCUUCUGUACCCACUUCAGAGUGGCCUUCGUGCCCCAGGACAGUCCCAAACCUGACGACAAUGCAGACCCAGUGCUUUUAGGAGAUCAUGAUGUGGCUUUGGCAUCCAUAGAGAAGGUUGUGGUUGUGGGCCCAAACAGAACCAAACUGGUGACCCCAAACUCCUCGCUGAAGUUCACUCCAGAGGAGCUGGUGCUUUAUUGUAGGGACCUGCGAGUCAUCUGCUUCCUGUUUGACCGCCUCACUCCUGACUCACAAGUCAUAGAGAUAACCUACACCAUCGCCAAGACCUACCAGCCUCCCAAACCAGGGUCAGUUUUAUCUUUCCAGAACGCUGCCCUUGGGAGUGUAGAAAUGAAGCAGUUCCUAAGCAACCGUCGCCGAAACACCCACAUGAACUGGUAUGAGUCUGCUUCAGACUGGGAGCAAGAGCUGGAGAGGUGUGGGGCCACAGGCUGGAGAGUCAGCUCAGUCAACGACCGCUUCGAGAUGUCCACCAGCCUGCCUAGGUUCAUCGUGGUUCCACAGAAGGUUUUAGACACUGAACUGAAGAAAAGCUUUGCCCACUUCAAUGAAGGACGCAUCCCUCGCUGGUGUUGGCGACACCCCAGAGGCAGUGAUCUACUGCGAAUGGCCAGCUUCCAGAACAACAUCUACCAUGAGAAAGACGACAUCAGAAACCUGGAGAUGAUCCUGUUUGGUUGCCAGUCCUCUCUGUGUGUGGUGGUGGAGCUGGGCGAGGAGCUGCCCUCACCUGCUGAUAUCCAGCUGGCACACAGCCGCCUGCGCGCCCUCUGUCUGGGAGAUAUCUCCACAUCUGUAUCAGUGCCUGAUGACAAAUGGUUAUCUACCCUGGAAAGCACACACUGGCUAGACUACACCAGGUCCUGUCUUAAGAAAGCUUCAGAGGUAGCUUGCCUGCUUCGAGGCGGUCACCUGACUGUGGCACUGCAAGAAGCGGACGACCGGGACAUGAGCUGUGUGGUGUCCAGCCUGGUGCAGGUUAUGUGUGACCCCCACUGUCGGACCCAGCAUGGUUUCCAGAGCCUGGUGCAGAAGGAGUGGGUGAUGGCUGGCCACCGCUUCUACAGCCGCAUCAACUACCACCGCGACAACGACAAGGAGGAGGCUCCAGUCUUCCUGCUCUUCCUGGACUGUGUUUGGCAGUUGUUGUCCCAGUAUCCCUCUCGCUUUCAGCUGACAGAUGACUUCCUGUUGGCCUUGCAUGACAGCAUCCACCUGCCACUCUUCUCCAGCUUCCUGGCCAACUGCCAGCGAGAGAGAUGCAAACGCUCCCAGAACCUCGGGCAGUCCUACACUCCAGUCAACGGCUGGAGAGAUGUGCUUCAUCCGGAUUCUUCCUCAGAUCCAUCCGACCCUCCUCUGCCACCGGUGUGGGACUGGGCCCUGCAGUACAGCAAGCAUAGGCUAGACCGUUUCACCCAACCUGUCCCCCCAAUCCCUCCGCUCCAACCGCUGCUCAAUGGCAACCUCAACACCAACCCAGACACAUACAGGCUGACUGACACCAUCCCCGGCUCCGUCUUCCUCCUCUCUCGCGGCACCUUCUCCUGUCCUGCUAACCUGCUUCCUUGGCGCAGCAGCAGUUCAGGCGUUUACAAGAAGAGCCACCGGAGGGCGGCGUCCUCUGAGAACGUGCCUGGCCUGGAGAGGCUGCUGAAAGCCUGGGCCCUGACUGAGUUUCCUCAAGGCCUCACUUCCACCUCCGGACCUCAAGGACCACUUGACCCAUAUGAGCCCAUACUGCCCCUCCUCAUGGGGCCCUGCAUGGGCCUGUGGAGGGAGUGCUACCUCCGGGGGGCGCUCCAUGCACAGGCGUUCUCCCACCCCAUCUCUGCAAACCACCCCCACCCUGUGGAGCGGCUAGCCCGGGAGGUGCAGCAGCUCAAAGACAAGCUAGCACAGGUGUCCACCGGCACGGAUCCAAUCCCACCCACCAAGAUGGCCGAGCCGCGGCGGACCGACACCAACCUGAACCAAAACACCAACAACGGCACCUUCCUCUUUCCAGCGGCGAGGCCUCAGAGCACGACGAUACCCAGAAUGGCACCCCCUCCUACCUCCACCAACCACCUGACCUCCAGGGGCCCUCCGCCCGCCUCAGCUCCACCAUCGAGGCCCGGCCACAAAGACAAUAGCAGCGGCAACAAGCACACCUUCUUAUUUGGCCACUCUUCAGUAACAGAGGCACGCCCUGACCAGCGCUAUUACCCAGCACCCAAUAACGCCAAGCUGCCAAAGAGCAACGGGUCCUCAAUAGCUUCCUGAGGUCUGGUCCACGACUUAACUGUUCUCAUAAAUGAUACAGACCUGCUCCACCCUGUGACCGGGUACUAUAACCACAUCACCUGCCUAGCCUGCACAAUAUGAGACUGACGUAUCCCUCGCUGGUAUCAUGUACUGAGGAGACCCAGAUGUGUGUUUCCGGUCAAACCAUAUUUGAUUGACCACAAGGUGAUUAAAAACAUUUGGGUGGACUACAGUGAACAAUAAUCAGUGCAAGAGCUCUUAACUCUGCUAUUUAUCGUCUGUACUGUAUUAAAAAUGUGACAACUGUUUUGUAUAUUUGUAAAGAAAGUCUUAGUAUUCAAAAUUCCACUAAUGUAUAUAUCUAAGACAAAAAGAAUAAGGGCCGAAGAUGCCUAAUAUAUCAACAGAACUUUAUAAGCACAUCUUGCAGUAUCUUAAAAUGCAGUGGAAAGUGUCAUGACAUAUUUUGUGAGCGUCAUGUCAACCAUCAUGAAAGCUUGAAGUUCCCAUUUUUAGCUUCUUAUCCAAAAUGGGUUACAGUGACUGGGCAGGACAUAGAUAGUGGUGUGAUAAGGUGGUUCUUAAGGGCACUUUGAAAGGCUACAUGGCAGUGAAGAAGAAUACUUUUUUUCAACUGGCUCUUUAGCCCUAUAUUAUGUCAUGUUAAUGUGCAAAAAGAGUUUCUGUAUUUCAACUUCAAAUAGAAAAGUAGAAUAUUGUUUGGAAACCAUCAUUUUUGAACUCCAGGCACUGAGACCAGUGACUUUAAUGUGGAAUUUAGGGCACAAGAGCUAUUUUGGUACUGCUCUCGUAUCUCUCCACUUGCAUGCAUGCUUGGGAGCAGCGAAAGGCCUAUAUUCAGUUCAUAUUAGCCUGGAUGUCUCUGGAUGUGGCAUAAGUCACUGCACAUUAUUGCAGUAUCAUUCAGUUCCUGCAUGAUUGACAAAAUUUCAGGGCUUAAGUAAUCUUAUCUAAACUUUCAUCUUUCAAGCAUAUUUUGGCCUUUAUCGGUCAAUUUUUGAUGUCAUACAUGUAGAUAAGUGUGAUUUCUGGAUUGUUUCUAACCAAAUUUAGUAUUAUUUUGAAAUUUUCUCCAUUUUGUAGUGGAAUUGAAAAACAAAAACAUUCUGCCUUUUGAUUGCAGUACCUUGAGAAGGUACCAGUGUUGGAUGCAAAGGGAAGCUUAUUUCUCCCUGUGUUUACUUUUCAUUUGAUCUCAAUUUUUUUUUUUCCUGCCUGGCGGUAUAUUAGUAUGCAGCAAGCAUUUAGGUCAAGGACUUGGAAGUGUCUGACUGUAUUUAAAGCACAAAGGGAAGUAUCUGGUCCUGUGCCUUUAAAUCCAAACAGGUUGUCGUUCGCAUGAUGUGGGUGUCAAGUAGAUGCACUGGCGUCAUUCCCACGGAUGAAUGAAAUUGCACUGUUGUGUAUUUGAAAAAGCAUGUUUUUCUAAAUUGUAUUUUUAGGCAGGAUAACAGUUGUCAGAUGUAUGAAUGAUGCUGACCUUCUCUCACGUCAAAAGGUACCUCACUUGAUAGCACUAUGAAUUAUUAAAUUGUUGUUAAUAUUCAUUACAUCAAUAUCAGAGCACAUUGAUAACGGCUACAAUUUCAGAGCUUUCCAGGUGUGAUGCCAAUGCAUUUGCUUGUCUUCUAUGGAAAAAAACACAGGGUCAUGUUUGUCAUGUUGCAUGGAAAAUCUAAUUUGAUCUUCUUCUGCACCUGUUGGUCUGUAUCAUUGUAUAAUUUUAUGUUUUUGGUACGAACAUCACUUAAAUUUGCCAGAUGUACAUAUUUUUUGUAUCAGCAUGUUUUGAUUCUGAUAAAUAAAGUGUUAUCAGUUCAUAAACUCUGA
This is a messenger RNA of Siniperca chuatsi (mandarin fish), 4759 nucleotides long. RefSeq names its product myotubularin related protein 11 (gene mtmr11). The record is from RefSeq and is a predicted model, not a curated record. The transcript is spliced from 17 exons. The coding region runs from base 431 to 2926 and encodes 831 amino acids. Lineage: Eukaryota; Metazoa; Chordata; Actinopteri; Centrarchiformes; Sinipercidae.